AUGGGCUUCUUCCAGUCUUUCACUUGGGCCAAACUGGGCUCUGAUUCUUGGCUGCUUUUGCUGGUCUGGGCUCCCCGAUAUCAGACCGGACAAAAUGUGGUGUCUACAUCACCUAUCAUGAACUUUUACGUACGGUACCUAGAGAUGCAGGCUUCUCCAUCACAAAAGGCUACUUGUGAUUAUCACAUAUUUAAUGCAUUCUUCUACAACAAGCUUAAACAGCAGUUGUCACGAAAGGGAGGUGAAAAGGAAUCCUUCUUUGUCAAGUUUAGAAGAUGGUGGAAGGGUGUGAACUUAUUUGAGAAGGCAUACAUACUGAUUCCUAUACACGAAGAUCUACACUGGAGCUUGGUGAUCAUCUGUUUCCCAGAGAAGAAGGACAACAGAUCAGGACCAAUGUUGCUUCAUUUGGACUCAUUAAAGCUCCACUAUAGCAGAGUUGUAUUGGAGGAUAUAACUAGCUUUUUGAGAGAAGAAUGGCAAUAUUUACAUCAAGAAGUUGCUCGUCAGUCAGAUGUUGAGAUCUCUGACAAAAUAUGGAAGCGUCUUCAUAACAUUUCUUCAAGAAGAAUCGAGGUUCCACAACAGAAAAAUGAUUAUGAUUGCGGUAUCUUUGUACUUUAUUUCAUGGAGCACUUCAUUGACGAAGCCCCGGAGAGGCUGAAAGAAGUGGAUCUGGACAUGUUCGGCAAGCAAUGGUUCAAACCUGAAGAGGCAUCUCGCUUGAGAAAGAAAAUAAGAGAUUUGCUCAAGACCGAGUUUCGUAAAUUAAGAAAGCGCAGCAUUGCUUGCGAAUCAUUGGCUGUCCCUUCCGGAGGAUCAACUUCAGCAGAAAACAGUAAUUCAACUGAGUCGUCAUGA
Molecule: messenger RNA, 861 nt
Organism: Linum trigynum
Lineage: Eukaryota; Viridiplantae; Streptophyta; Magnoliopsida; Malpighiales; Linaceae
Source: the annotation of a GenBank genome assembly